AGCCGCGUGAUGGCGCUGAGGCGCUAGUGGCGCGCAGAGCGUGGUGUGAAGAACCGCCAUGAUUGUACUGCGGUUCCUAAGCACCUGAAUCGGUGUUUUUUUCUCCAAUUAAUUCUUUGUGUGUGUUGGAAAGAGAAAACAAGCAAAAUGGGCACAUCCUAGUUGGUGCCCCCCACAAUUUGCGGUGGGCUGUGGCCCACUCAGCCCCCCGUGAAGUAAAUUAUGAAGUGUUUUGUGGUGGUGGGGGCUUGCUAAUAUUUGUGCUAGCAAAAUGAGCAAGUUUCGUGCGAGGCAGCUCGACGCCUCAAAACCCAUCCCUGUGUAUAUGCAAGAGGAUAUACCGGACUAUGCGGAAUUUAACGCCAUCAACAGGACGGUGCCGCAGAUGCCGACGGGCAUGGAAAAGGAGGAAGAAACGGAACAUCACCUGCAGCAAGCCAUCUUUCACCAACGAGUGAUUCCGGUACCCGAAGUGUACGACUUGGGUAACAAUGACGCCUCCGUCCUUGACAACAUGUACCCUCUCAAUUAUAAGGCUCCCAGACAGCUGAUCCACAUCCACCCAUUCUCAGCAGACCAGGACAUCCCCGAAUAUGAUAUGGACUCGGAGGAUGAAGCGUGGGUCAGUCAACAUGCUGCUAAAGGGGAGGUUCCACUCACUAAUCUACAGUUUGAGGAAAUGAUGGACCGCCUGGAAAAGGCUUCGGGGCUGAAAGCUGUGACUCUGCAGGAGGCCAAGGUGCUUCUGAAGGAUGAUGAUGAUCUCAUCAUUGCCGUCUACGACUAUUGGCUCAACAAGCGGCUCAGACUGGCUCAUGCACUCAUACCGCAGGUUAAGACAGAGAAGGGCUCAGGGUCAAACUCUAAUGAUCCAUAUGUGGCUUUCCGUAAAAGAACAGAGAAAAUGCAAACUAGAAAGAAUCGUAAAAAUGAUGAAUCCAGCUAUGAGAAGAUGCUAAAAUUGCGUCGAGACCUGUCUAGAGCAGUUACCUUACUGGAGAUGGUGAAGCGAAGAGAGAAAGCUAAGAGAGAAUACCUUAAUUUAAACAUUGAGGUGUUUGAAAGGAGGUAUGAGAUGCAAGAUUUUACUGGGUCAGUGUUAGCAGAGGUUAGUGCUUUAAGGACACAGCGACCUGCUUUUGCUCCCCUAUUCUCCAAUCACCAACUUUCAUCAGGCACUACAGCCCCUAGUGCAACUUCAAGUGGAUCUUGGCUAAAAGUUGCACCAUUAUCACAUUCCAGCAAAGUGAGUAAGAAAAGAGAGGAUGGGAAGCGAGAGCGAAGAUCUUACAAAAAGCGCCCAAGGCGACAUCAUGGACAAUUAUCUUCUUCAGCAUCAUCUACACCCCCCACACCCCAGCUCACUCCCACAUAUACACACCCACCUGACCCUUAUACCAUUGCAUCAGCAUACCCACAGGACACACUGGGAUAUGUGCCUCCUAGUUCGGAUGACGAGGUGGCUUCUCCGUCACAGUCUGAAGCAGAGGAGGAAAACGAACCAGAUGGUGUUUUUACUUUUAGAAGAAAAAAAUUUACUAAUUACCAUGCUCCCCGGGAAGGUAACUGGCCGUGGGUCCCUCCAGAUGAAGGAGGAGGAGGUGACCCUAAAUACAGAUUUUCUCUCACCUCCUUGGCACACCCAACUCGUCGAUGUAUUGGUUUCGCUCGCCGGAGAGUCGGUAGGGGGGGCAGAAUGUGGAUAGAUAGAUUAAGUACGCCGCUUGAUGAUCUUUGGUUCAAGACGGAUUUUAGAGAUGUGGGACCUAACGGCCUCACAGCUACAAAUGAUUUCCUCCAUGAGGUUAAAACAGAAUGGCCGCACUUUUGCCCGAGUUCUCCGCCUGGGGAUGACACCGAUGUGGAAAUAGACGUUGAGACUGUAGGAGUUCCUGUCACCUUAACACCCGAUGUGAACCUCAAUUCCACCUCAUCCCCAGAAGAGUUAAACCUUGCAACUACUUUGCCAUCCUCGGUUUAUAUCACUGCAGAAGUUAUUGAUGGUGAAGCUGCUGGGAAUGUAACGGAAUUAGAAGUGUCAAUACCAUCAGAAUUAGACACUUUACUCAAUAGUGACUCUGGAGUGAUUCUUGAGGAGAACCUAGAAGUGGACCUUGUGACAGAAAAUAGUAAUGUAGCAAGAACUGGUGGUGGGCCAAAUGAUGGUUCUAGUGCUAGUGGUGGUGUGACUUUAGAUGAUCUCUCAAACAGUGUAUGGGCAUCAAAUUUUAGUAGUACAAUUGAUAGACAACAACAACAUUCCGUAGAUUUCACCACUCAACCAACAUCCAAGUUUGUGACGCUAGACUCUUAUAACACGCUUCCCUUGGCAGUAUCGGGGCUUCAACUUAGUACAAGCAAUGUGACGGGUGAUGAAAUUCAUUCUUCCUCCUUACCCUCAUCAUUAUCCACAUCCUCAUUGACAUCUUUACCAUCCUCAUCCUUGACAUCAACUUCCUCCUCCUCCAUCUCCUUACCGACUUCCUCAGCAACUAGUCUAAGUAACAGCUUACUGUGUGCCUCCUCCAGUGUUUUAAGUGAAAAGGUUGGCAGCGAAUGUUCAAACAGUGAAUGCGGUGGUAGCCAAGCGUUAACGUCUUCACACCAACAAGAAUCUUCGUCGGCAGAUGCUUUGAGUGUACCCAGUGGACUCUUAUCAUCUAAUAAUAAAAAUAAUGGUAGCAAUGUCUUAAGUAGUGCGACAACAAAUAAUCUGGUGUCUCAAAAAUUGUUCACUUCAACACCUCGGACAAGUGACAGCUUAUCUAACAGUGAAAGUAAUAAUAGUGCAGCAGUUUUAACUAAUGGACCGAGUAAUUCUUUAGACAGCUCAAAAUGUGCUAAAGUGGAUCAUUACAUGUUUCAUGAAACUUGAACUUUGUCCUGAAAUUAGCAACUGAAACAAAUUCUUCUUUUCAAUUCAUUUCAUGUCUUUAACUUAUUUUUAUACCAAAUGCACAAGGAAAUAAUAAGAUGUGUUGAUUAUUCCAUGUC
Cherax quadricarinatus is the source of this 2994-nucleotide messenger RNA. It is a transcript of the gene E(Pc), whose product is annotated as Enhancer of Polycomb. Gene Ontology annotation, cellular component: piccolo histone acetyltransferase complex; NuA4 histone acetyltransferase complex. Gene Ontology annotation, biological process: regulation of transcription by RNA polymerase II. Lineage: Eukaryota; Metazoa; Arthropoda; Malacostraca; Decapoda; Parastacidae. The record is from RefSeq and is a predicted model, not a curated record.